AACCCCAUUGGUAAGAAUAUAAAUAUAUAUUUAAAUAAUGAGCAUAUACAUACAAGCUUAGUGUAUGCCUUCCUUUUAUAUAUAUAGAUAUAUCUAUCUCUUAAAAAAUUCUGUUCUGCUUUCCCUCUUCCUCUGACAAAUAGCAUACCAAGGAGAAGAAAAGGGAAUAAAGAUGGCUGUUCAGUUGUCGUUUGCGAUUAUCUUCUUCGUGUUGAUACAAACGAACGUGUUAGCAUAUCAAUACCAAGUUGGAAAUCUUCAAUCUUGGAACAUACCAACUUCUGAAGAUCCAAAAGUUUACACAAAUUGGCCUAAAAAACUUAACUUCAGGAUUGGUGAUUCUCUUUUGUUCUUGUACCCACCAAGCCAAGAUUCAGUGAUUCAAGUGACAAAAGAAUCAUACAAUGCUUGCAAUCUCAAAGAUCCAAUCUUGUUUAUGAACAAUGGAAAUUCUUUAUUCAACAUCACUUCACCGGGUGUUUUUUACUUCACUAGUGGUGUUUCGGGUCAUUGUGGAAAAGGCCAAAAACUUCAGAUUUCUGUGCUUGCUGCAGACGGCUCGUUGCCUCUCCCUCCUGCCUCUGGUCCUAGUGGUGCAUUGGCUGACUCUGCACCUUCCUAUCCCACCGUGUUUGGCGGAAUCCCUUCAGGACCAUCAUCCUCAUCGUCGACCAUUAAAAUGUCAGUUUUGAUUUCUGCAGCCAUUGGACUUGUAAUAUAUGGUUUAGUUGGAGGCAGGAUAUAGGAAGAAAUAUUGUGGAAGUUGUGUAGAUGAGUGCAAGAUUUCAAUUUUUUUUAUCCAAAAUUUACUAUAAAGGUGUAUUCAAAGAACUUAUUUGUACUAUAAUCAACAAAGAUUUUAUGUUUUUGUA
Molecule: messenger RNA, 872 nt
Organism: Erigeron canadensis
Lineage: Eukaryota; Viridiplantae; Streptophyta; Magnoliopsida; Asterales; Asteraceae
Product: mavicyanin-like
Exons: 2
Coding region: 173-745 (190 amino acids)
Cellular component (GO): plasma membrane
Molecular function (GO): electron transfer activity
Source: RefSeq, a predicted model, not a curated record